Molecule: messenger RNA, 1138 nt
Organism: Etheostoma spectabile (orangethroat darter)
Lineage: Eukaryota; Metazoa; Chordata; Actinopteri; Perciformes; Percidae
Gene: ptrh2
Product: peptidyl-tRNA hydrolase 2
Exons: 2
Coding region: 271-786 (171 amino acids)
Biological process (GO): positive regulation of anoikis; negative regulation of anoikis
Cellular component (GO): cytosol
Molecular function (GO): peptidyl-tRNA hydrolase activity
Source: RefSeq, a predicted model, not a curated record
AAUGAUUCCCAUCUUCUGUUAUUGUUUGUAAUGAGACGUUUUUAUUAUUUCAUGGACUUCACUAAUUUCAGUGUGACAGUUAUGCCAUAAACCGUUUAAAUCUGAGCAUGCGCGACUCAAAUCUGUACUCGACUCACAUCGGGGAGGGACAAAACCAAUUGUAUUUUUUUUUUAAGUCGAGGUGCUAUGGCGUCAUCACCAAGAGACUCAUAAAGAUGAUGAAGCUUCAUUCAAACCGCUAGCACGUAGAACAAACAGCAGGUUAACAACAUGGACUCACUGUGGUCUCCGCUGGGCCUGGGUGUAGCAGCAGGACUGGGCUGCGGGCUCGUCCUCGGUUGGUACCUUCGGGCUCGCUUGGGCCCGACCUCCACAAGCCUGAUGGCAGCGAUGGGGAACGCCACUGGUGAAGCAAGCGUGAUGGGAGAAGGGGGCGAGUUCAAGAUGAUCCUGGUGGUCCGGAAUGACCUGAAGAUGGGUAAAGGGAAGGUGGCGGCCCAGUGCUCCCAUGCUGCUGUAGCAGCCUACAAACAGGUUCAGCGCAGGAACGCCGAGCUUCUCAAACAGUGGGAGUACUGCGGCCAGCCCAAGGUGGUGGUGAAGGCCCCUGAUGAGGACACCCUGAUUGAUCUGCUGGGCCACGCCAAAGAGGUGGGGCUUCCCGUGAGCCUGAUCCAGGAUGCAGGACGGACACAAAUUGCACCCGGAUCACGCACUGUGCUGGGUAUUGGUCCAGGCCCAGCUGAUCUGAUCGAUCAAGUCACUGGAGACUUGAAGCUCUACUAGAGUCCCAGCUUGCAUCUGUCUGACUUGCAUACAUUGUCUUUGUAUUUGCAAUGUAAAAAGUUGAGCUACCAUGAGUUUAUAUUUUUAUAAAACAACAAUUUACUUAAUUACACGUUAACUACUUUUUGGACAUGUAUACCUAUCACAUCUCAUUUGUUGACUCUUGAAUGGCAGUAUAUGUCGUGUUCUGUUCAGUCCGACUCCGGCCCGUCUGAAGACAUGAUGCACAGAUGAAACGGAACAAAUAUUGUUAAUCUCAUUAGAAACCCAGGAAUAUGACCUUGUCAUAUAGCAGGAACAGCACAGGUGUUAACUGAAACAUUAAAGGGAAACUUUCCUGGUUCUAAACCUG